UUUUUAUGCUUUACUUUUUCUAUUUAAAGACCUGAAUGGAUCUUUCAGAGUGCAAGUUGGUAACCAUUGUUGUUUAUGAUUACAGAGAAUAUCUGAAGGCAACACACUCCCAAUUGGCUCACUAUUAAGCAUAAUGAACGAUAUUGUUCCUGAGUUUCUAUCAAGAUAUAAUUAUGCAAACUGGAGUGCUUGCAUGAAGAGCUAUUUAUUGGCUAACGAUCUUUGGGACAUUAUGGAAUCCAAUGCUGAGCCUCCUACUCCAGAAGAGAACGAAUCUGAAUUCAAGGCUUGGAGAAAGAAGAAUGCUGAGGCUUUACAUGCAAUUCAAACUUCAUGCUUUUCGGAGAUACUUUCCCAGAUUAGAGACAUUAGUUCAGCUAAACUUUGUUGGGAUACUUUGGCCAAAACGAAUGAGUUAAACGUGCCAGGAGACCAAGUCCCACCGCAAGAACCCGUAUUGCCACCAACAGAAGUGGAAUCGCACCCACAAGCAGUCAGUCAAGGUUAUCCCGUUCUUAUAUUUGCAAAAGCAUCACUCAAAUAUUACUUUUCGAGAACAAGAACUGGUAAUAAAACUAAAAGGUUAGGGCUAGAGGAUCAUGUAAGGGUUCAAAUGCGACCCUUACGCGAGGCUAUAGAGAAAGGUGAUUCAGAUGCUGUACAGGACUUCGUUGGUCGUCACCCAGAUUCAGUGAGCAAAAAGAUUGCAGGUUUUGGUGAAACGGCUCUUCAUGUUGCAACAUUGGCUGGAAACACAAAGAUUGUGGAGGUAUUGGUAGAGUUUAUGUCAGAAGAAGAUAUGGAAAUAGUUGAUGAAAAUGAGGAUACAGCGUUUGUUCUUGCUGCUGUAAUUGGGUCCAGGAGAAUUGCAGAAAUAAUGGUAAAAAAGAACAUUAAGUUGGUUACAAUUCCAACAAAGGAUAUACUUCCAGUGACUGUGGCAUGUAGCCAUGGCCAUAGGGAAACAACUCGAUACUUAUACUCCCUCACUUCAUUUGAAUUGCUACGUCCAGAAAAUGGAUACUAUGGUUCUUCACUUCUCCACGAGACAAUUUCAAGACAAAUGUUUGAUAUUUCAUUGGAUCUGCUGGAGCGUUGCCCAAGUCUGGCCACUAGAGUAAAUCAUCUGGGAAUCAACCCUCUACACGAAUUUUCAGGACUGAAUGAUUUUUUCCCCAGUGGCAGCCGAUUUAUCUUUUGGAAACAGUGGAUAUAUUCCCGGAUUCAUGUGCAACUACCUCCUGCCCUUAGUGAAGUUCGAAUAUCCAUGCCGCAGAAAAACCUUAAGAAACAGGGAAAAAACAUUCUAGUACAAGGAUUAAGUCACCUCCAAAGUCUCGUCUCAAAUUUCUUAGAAUUUUUGGGACUCAAGCAGAUAUAUGAUAGGAAGUUGACACAUGCCUAUGCUCUCAAGAUUUUACAUCACAUGUCUGAAUAUAUAUCAACUAUAGAUGACAAUGAACUCGGGAUAAAUGGGGUAUAUGCGGCAUUUUUCAAUGCUAUCAAACGAGGAGUGGUUGAAGUUGUUGUUGAGAUGAUCAAAGCUAAUUCUACUCUGCUGACCGUUGUAGACUAUGACUCAAGAGGCGUACUCUUGAAUGCAGUUGCACAUCGUCAAGAAAAUAUUUUUGGCCUUGUAUAUGUGCUUGAUACGUACAAGUACAUGUUGAUUUCUGGAAUAGAUAGGAAUAAGAACAACAUGUUACAUAUUGCAGCCAAUUUAGCACCUUCUCAUCGACUCGCUCGCAUCUCAGGUGCAGCUUUGCAGAUGCAAAGAGAGCUACAAUGGUACAAGGAAGUUGAAAGCAUCGUGAGUCCUUUAUCUAAGGAACAUCUCAACAGAUUCGAUCAGAGGCCUGGCGAUAUCUUUUCGGAAAGCCAUCUUAAGUUGGUGGCAGAUGGGGAGAAAUGGAUGAAAGAGACGGCAACAUCUUGCUCAGUCGUGGGUGCGCUAAUCAUCACUAUUAUGUUUACUGCAGCAUUUACAGUUCCUGGUGGUAACGAUCAAGAAUCCGGGUUCCCAUUAUUCUUACAUAUGAAGACAUUUAUUAUUUUUAUAAUAUCUGAUGCAAUAUCUCUCUUUGCGUCCUCAACAUCAGUAUUGACGUUUUUAGGAGUUCUUACCUCUCGCUACGCGGAGGAAGAUUUUCUCAAGUCCUUACCCACAAAAUUGAUUAUCGCUCUAUCCACUCUUUUCGUUUCAAUUGCAGCCAUGAUGGUAGCCUUUUGUUCUACACUAAUAAUAAUGCUACGAGGACAGUUAAAUCUCAUCAUGCCACUCGUUCUGUUGGCUAGUAUUCCGGUCACCCUUUUUGUACUGCAACAAUUUCCCCUCCUGGUGGACAUUUUUGCGUCCACAUACGGACCUGGAAUCUUUGACAGGAAAUUGAAGAAUUGGUACUAAACAAUACUUCACCGAAUGAUAUCCUCUUCAACUCUGCAUCCAUCUGUCACAGUUUAUACGCACGUUGGUGUUAAAGUUAAUGGGUGUGUGAUUUUUGUCAUUCUGAUUAUUUGAGAGUGUCUUUUUCUUUUUCUUUUUUUGUUGAGACUAAACUUUUAUUACUAUUGAUAUUUGCCAUUUCAAUAGAUUAAUAAUGAGAAUGAUAAAUUACACUGA
This is a messenger RNA of Ricinus communis (castor bean), 2620 nucleotides long. RefSeq lists its product as uncharacterized. Lineage: Eukaryota; Viridiplantae; Streptophyta; Magnoliopsida; Malpighiales; Euphorbiaceae. Bases 134 to 2404 code for a protein of 756 amino acids. The record is from RefSeq and is a predicted model, not a curated record. The transcript is spliced from 8 exons. Gene Ontology annotation, molecular function: protein binding.